Molecule: messenger RNA, 4163 nt
Organism: Salarias fasciatus (jewelled blenny)
Lineage: Eukaryota; Metazoa; Chordata; Actinopteri; Blenniiformes; Blenniidae
Gene: srrm2
Product: serine/arginine repetitive matrix 2
Exons: 14
Coding region: 198-3857 (1219 amino acids)
Cellular component (GO): nucleus
Source: RefSeq, a predicted model, not a curated record
UCCUGUUGGACAGCGAAGCAGUUAGCGGCUAACUGUAAGGAAGCUAGGAUCGUUUCUUCGUAUCUCCGAGUAUUUUUCAACAACGGGAUCGUUAUAAACUUGCCUUGUGGUGUGUGUGACUUGGCGGGACGGUGUUUGUCACCACAGCCCUCUUCGGACACUGUUGUCUCCUCGCUCCGGAGGAACAAAGCUGAGUCAUGUACAAUGGGAUUGGACUGACGACUCCGCGAGGAAGCGGCACCAAUGGCUACGUGCAGCGAAACCUGUCCAGCCUGCGGGUCAAGCGGCCGCGGGACGAGCGCGGCGGCGAGCGGGACGAGAAGGACCGCGAGAGGCUGGAGAGUCAGCUCAACAGGCAGCCCAACGCCGACAUCCUGGAGCACCAGCGCAAGAGGCAGCUGGAGGUGAAGUGUGCCGAGCUGCAGGACAUGAUGGAGGAGCAGGGAUAUUCUGCCGAGGAGAUCGAGGAGAAGGUGAACAGCUUCCGGAUGAUGCUGCAGGAGAAGCUGGAGCCGGCUCCCUCCACCACAGAGAGACCCACGGUGACGGAGACUCACGCUCUGGCAGCGGCCAACCAGCAGAAGAACGACCGGCUCCGCGCCGCCUUCGGCAUCUCCAGCGACUACGUGGAUGGCUCGUCGUUCCACGCCGACCGCAAGGAGAAGGAGAAGGAGCGGCGGGAGCAGGAGCGCCUGGAGAGGGAGCAACUGCAGCAGCAGAAAUAUACGUUGGUGGAGGAUUCAGACGAGUCGGGUUCCCCUCCAAAGAAACGCAGUCGCAAGAAGAAGAAAAACAAGAACCGAGAGAGUUCGGAGAGCCCGUCGCCGUCUCCUCGGAGAGAAAAGAAGAAAUCCAAAAAGAAGAAGAAGAAACGUGAGGCGUCGUCAUCGGAGGAGGACAACAGCUCGUCGGACGAGAAACGGAAAGCGUCAAAGAAGAAGACAAAACAGAGUUCGAGUCCUCCCAAAACCAAGGCGGCGAGACGGAGGAGCGUCUCCUCCGGCUCGGUUCACAGCGUCGAGUCUCCACCGAGGUCCAGGCAGCAGGAGCAAACGGCAAGAAGCAAGGAAGGAGGAAGGAAGGGGAGGUCCCCGGACAGGAGAAGGCACAGCCCGCCUCGCCCCGGAGGAGACGCAAAACGGUCCAAUCAGGACAGAGAGCGGCAGAGCGAGGCCUCAAGAGGAGGAGACAAGAGGAGACACGACUCCUCCUCGCCCUCCCCCCCUCCACAGACCGCCAAAUCCACCGAGAGGGAGAAGAGGAGGCGCUCGAGGAGCGUGGAGGUGGAGAAGAGGAGGCGCUCGAGGAGCGUGGAGGUGGAGAAGAGGAGGCGCUCGAGGAGCGUGGAGGUGGAGAAGAGGAGCGCAGAGGCUGCAAGGAGGAGGCGAUCAAAGAGCAAAGAGGCAGAGAGGAGGCGGCGAUCAAGGAGUGUGGAGGAGGUGAAAAGGAGGCGUUCAAAGAGCGUAGAUCCAGAAAAGAGGAGGCGUUCCAGGAGCGUAGAUGUGGAGAAAAGGAGGCGCUCAAGGAGCGUGGAGGAGGUGAAACGGAAGCGAUCAAGGAGUGUAGAAGUGGCGAAGGGGAGGCGCUCCAGGAGCAGAGAGGCAGAUAAAAGAAGAUCUUCAAAAAGCAGAGAUGGAGAGAAAGGGAGGCGCUCCAGGAGCAGAGACAGGACUGACAGAGGGCGGGAGAAGGUUCCUCCGAGGAGCAGACAUGACUCGUCUUCGUCUCCUUCUCCUCCUCCUCCUCCUCCUCCUCCUCCUCCUCCUCCGAAGCAGGAGAUCAGGAGGGAAAGGAGCAGAGACGCUGACCGGGAAAGAGAUCGCAGUAAAAUGACACGACACGACUCCUCGUCUCCUUCUCCUCCUCCUCCUCCUCCUCAGAGAGGGAGGACGGAGAAGGACCAGCCCGUCAGGGACGGGAGGAAGGACGGCGGCCGGAGGCAGGAGAGCGCCGCGUCUCCUCGCCAGCAGAGGAGGGACGCUCCUCCGUCGCCCGCCUCCCGCUCACCGGGCGCCGGCGGACGCCAGGGCGAGAAGGAGAGGGAGCGUCUGGACCGAGGGAGAGGAGGAGGCCGGGACGAAGGCAGGAGGAGAGAGGAGGACGAGAGGCGGCGAGACGAGGCGAGACCCGGCGAGAAGCUGAGGGGCGAGCGGCCGGAGGCGAGCCAGCGGCAGAACAGAAGUCCUCCGACAGAGAAGAAGAAGCCGGAGGACAAACCGACCCAGAAGAAAGCGGCGAGCAGCAGCAGCAGCGACAGUGACAGCGACAGCUCCUCCUCGUCCUCCUCUUCCUCUUCCUCCUCCUCGUCCUCGUCUUCGUCCUCCUCCUCCGAGGACGAAGCGCCCAAGCAGCAGGCGGCGAGGAAGGAGAGGAGCAGCCCGCCCAGAGCUCCUCCGUCCGGCGUCGGCGCCGCCGUUCACAGAUACCUCUCCAACGGGAGGGCCAAGAGCCCGGAGGGAGACACCCCCCAGCGCCCCCAGAGGGAGGCGGGGGGAGACAGACCCCCCCACCCGGCCCGGGCCAGGGGGCAGGAGCGCUACAGCCCCACGCAGGCGGACAGCCCCAGCCCGCCGCCGUCCCCGCCCCCCAGGGGCGGCGCCCGCCACUCGCCCUCCGUGAGGGGCAGGGGGGAGGAGAGAGCGAGGGACCGGGAGGGGGGGACCAGGAGGACCACCAGGUCCAGCCCCUCCGGCAGGAAGUCGCGCUCUCCGCCUCCCAAGACCGUCGGCGCCUCCCCGGCUCGCCGCACGCCGCCAAAGCAGUACCAGGACCCCCCUCCCAGGUCCAGGAGGACUCCCCCUCCCCCGGCCUGGUCUGACAGGGACCGGCAGCGGGACCGGGACCGAGAACGAGACCGAGAGAGGGAACGGGAGAGAGAGAGGGAACGAGACCGAGAGAGGGACCGGGACCGGGACAGACCCAGAGAUCAGAGGACUUCCCGGAGGUCCAUGAGUCCGAGGAGGCGCAGCAGGUCCAGGAGCCUGAGGAGAAGAAGUCCUGUCAGGUCUCGGCGCUCGCCGUCUCCACAGCGACGGGGGAGGGCGAGCGGCUCCGCCUCCCGAGAGCGAGAGAGGGCCAGGCCGAGGGAGGCGGAGCAGGAGAGGGCGCCGGAAAAACGAGAGAGCGUGCAGCCCAAAGCCGCGCCCCAGCCCCGCAGGUCCUCGUCCUCCUCCUCCAGCUCUUCCUCCAGCUCCUCCUCCUCCUCGUCCUCCUCGCCGUCCCCGCCUCCAGAGAGGAGCGACCUGAAGCUCCCGGCAGAGAGAAACCGCCGGGAGCCGGAGGAGCCGAAGAGUCGCUCCUCCUCCUCCACACACGCCGUCUCCAGAGACCCCGCCCACCCUGAAGCUCCGCCCCCGGGGCGGAGGAGCUCGCAGUCGGACCCGCGGCGCCCCGACGCGACCUCCAGGAGGUCGCCGGACAGCGGCCAGUUGGACGCCAAGCGGCCGCCGUCCAGAGAGCCGGGCAGAACCGAGGGCGCCGUGAACGGGAAGGAGGCGAAGGCGGCGGCCAAUCAGAGCAGCAGCUCCAGCUCCUCUUCAUCCUCCUCAUCCUCCUCGUCCUCCUCGUCAUCCUCGUCCUCAGAGAGCUCCGACUCCGAAGCGGAGCAGGAGAACGGGAAGGCACCGAAGCCUCAGAGCUCUUCGUCGUCGUCCUCUUCCUCUUCCGACAACGAGAAACAAACCCAGAAGAAGAGUCCCGUCCGGCCGCAGCGCGUCCCGGCAGACUCGCUCAGAGACUCUCGCUCGCUGAGUUAUUCUCCUCCCAGACACGUGAGGGCAGCGGCGUCCUCGCCGAGCCGCAGGAGUGGCAGCCGGCCGUCUCCGAGCCGCCCGCCGUCCAGCAGACGGAGGAACUGACGGGACUCCUCUGGCGCUGUGGAGACUGGAACGGCCCGGCAGUCCCGGCCCCCCGCCCCUCGGCGGCCGGCCGGCUUGUACAUUUGUUUUUAUUUGCCUGCGGGCUUCAGACGCGCUGAAUUGGAAGCUCGGUGUGUUCUGUCCUCUGUAGGUCCCUGCCGUCUGGAUCUGCUUCUUACUUUGUGGUAACGGUCAGACGUGCCGCCCUUUUUCCUGUUAAUGUGAGCGGAAUCUCAAACGUGUGUGUCAUUCAUUCCUUUGUUGAAUCUCCUGAAUAAUACGAAUAAAGAUAAAUUGUACAUUUUA